AUGUCGGUGUCUGUGGGUGGUCUGUCAGGCACUAGACAACCAUUUUUAUACCCUGGUGGUCACCUUGCUUCAUCUUCGUCAGCUCAACAGCUUACCUUGGACCGUAGUGGAGGUGGUGGUAAUGGUAGAGGUCGUCCACAGGGUGGUCGUGGGGGUCAUCGGGCAGGUAGGGGUGGUAGUCAGCCCCAUCAAGAUGGUUCUCAGCUUGGCAUAAGCGACGUUCAAACUGGUGGUAGGGCCCAUAUCUAUGCCUUUCCAGGUAGGCCUAAAGCAGAGACAUCAGACACUGUUACUAUAGUGUGUGAUUUGCUUGACUUUCUGAUUCACGUGUCUACUUCUGUUGGUGAUUCUGUUGUUGUUGAUAGAGUUUAUCGUUCUUGUUCUGAUUGUCAUGCUAAAAUAGUGACUGUGGCUAUACCGGGAAUGGAUAGACUUGUGUGGGAAGGUGACUAUAGUCCUGCUCCAUUGAAACUUAUUUAUUUUCUGCGUGCAAAGAGGAUGGCUCCAGCUGAAUUAAGAAAGCUAAAGGCUCAGUUGCAGGAUUUGUUGAGUAAGGGUUUUAUCCAUCCGAGUGCCUCUCCGUGGGGUGCUCCUGUCUUGUUUGUAAAGAAGAAGGAUGGAGUCUUUUUAUGUAAAAGGAAUAUUAUUGCUUAUGCUUCGAGGCAAUUGAAGCCCAAUGAGAAAAAUUAUCCCACUUAUGAUUUGGAGUUGGCUGCGAGGGAUUUGACUUUGAGACAGCAUAGAUGGAUAAAGUUGCUUAGAGAUUAUGAUAUCACCAUUCUCUACCAUCUGGGAAAGGAUAAUGUAGUCGCUGAUACAUUGAGUAGAAAGUCAGAAAGUAUGGGUAGUUUGGCUUAUUUGAAUGCUAGCAGGCGUUCGUUGGCUAGAAUGAUUCAGACUUUGGCUAACAAGUUUAUUCGACUGAAGGUAACUGAGAGAGAAGGGAUUCUAGCCAGCAUUGAGGCUAGGUCUACAUUUCUUGAUCAAACCAAGGCUAAACAAUUUGAGCAUGCUAGGUUGAGAAAAGUUCGUGAUAGGGUUUUGCAGGUUGAGGCCAAAGAGGCAAUUCUUGAUGGUAAUGGUGUGUUGCGGAUUAAGGGGCGAGUUUACGUACCUCGUGUUGAUGACUUGAUUUCUACUAUUCUAGCUGAGGCUCAUUGCUCGAAGUAUUCUAUACAUCCUGGUGCAACCAAUAUGUACCGUAAUUUGAGGCAGCAUUACUGGUGGGGUCGGAUGAAGCAAAAGUUGGGCAAGAUAUAUCUUAAGGAUAUUGUUCGAUUGCAUGGGGUCCCCAUUUCUAUUAUCUCGGUUAGGGGUACUCAAUUUAGCUCUACUUUUUGGAAGAAACUGCAUGAGGAGUUAGGCACAAGGUUGGACCUUAGUACAACUUUUCACCCUCAGACCGAUGGGCAGUCUGAGCAGAAGAUUCAGGCGAGACCAUGGGGUACUGAUCUAUUGAGGGACUCAUUACAGAAGGUCAGGUUCAGUCAGGAGAAACUUAUAGCAGCUCAAAGCAGACAAAAAGAGUAUGCGGAUAAUAAAGUUAGAGAUAUGCACUUAAUCGAGGGUGAGCAAGUAUUGCUCAAGGUGUCACCUAUGAAGGGUGUUAUGCGUUUUGGGAAGCGAGAUGAAAACCUCUCUUAUGAGGAGGAACCUUUUGCUAUUCUUGAUAGAGAUGUCCGUAAGUUGAGGGCUAAGGAGAUUGCGUCUGUGAAGGUCCAGUGGAAGAACCGUUCUAUUGAGGAGGCCACUUGGGAGACCGAAGCGGACAUGCAUAGCAAGUAUCCACAUCUUUUUGCUAGUUCAGUGUUGGUCAGAACAGGUUAUAUGCUUUGGCGCCCUAACAGGAAUUCGAGGCAUCACCUGACGUCAUUACUGUCUCACAACUACAUCAUUGGAUGGGGAUGUGAUAAUGUUGAAACAUGUGGAGGUGCACCACCGUAUAAUGGACCAGGUCCUUCAGAGUUAGAUACAGGAAAUAAAGCAGUACAGCAGUAA
Molecule: messenger RNA, 1998 nt
Organism: Capsicum annuum
Lineage: Eukaryota; Viridiplantae; Streptophyta; Magnoliopsida; Solanales; Solanaceae
Exons: 12
Coding region: 1-1998 (665 amino acids)
Molecular function (GO): nucleic acid binding
Source: RefSeq, a predicted model, not a curated record